AUGAGGCAGGAGCCGUCAGCUGGACAGUGGACUGAAGGACUGAAUUCCACUUGGACCCUUUUCCUUUCCUUUCUCUACUGCAAACCGGAUGAUCCCGAUCGCUUCGACAGGGACCAUAUUUUUAAAGCCGUGGCCGAGGGAGAUCCUGAACAGCUCAACGGCCUGAGCGAUUAUCUGCAGAGAACGCGCACCUUUCUCUCCGACCCUGAAUAUACAGAUGGGAAGACAGGCAAGACCUGUUUGAUGAAGGCCCUGCUCAAUUUGAAAGACGGGCAGAAUCCCACCAUCCCUGCGCUCUUGAAGAUAGACGAGGAGACCAAGAACCCCAACCCUUUGGUCAACACCGCUUGCACUGACAGCUACUAUGAAGGCCAAACAGCCCUCCACAUCGCCAUCGAGAAGAGGAACUACAAAUUUGUGAAGCUCCUGGUGGAGAAUGGGGCUGAUGUCCAUGCCAAGGCUUCUGGUUUUUUGUUCCAGAAGGACCGAAAAGAGGCCCACUUUUAUUUCGGUGAACUUCCUCUCUCCUUGGCCGCUUGUACCAACCAGCCAGACGUGGUCAUGUGCCUCCUGGAUAACCAUCACAAGAAGGCCAAGCUGACCAAACAGGAUUCCAUGGGCAACACCGUCCUCCAUGCGCUGGUGAUGGUGGCCAACAACACGGAGAAGAACACUGAGCUCGUGGUCAACAUGUAUGACAGGAUCCUGAUGAAAGGGGCCGAGAUGGACCCUCCCUCCAAGUUGGAAGUGAUUAAAAAUGGGGAAAAGCUGACCCCUUUGACGCUGGCUGUCAAGACUGGGAAAGUCGAGAUUCUCAAGCACAUGCUCCAGCGAGACAUGAAGGAACGCAAGUUCCACCACCUUUCGCGCAAGCUCAUCGAGUGGACCUAUGGCCCCAUCCAGAGCUCCCUCUACGAUCUGACCUCCAUUGACAGCUGUGAGGAGAACUCAAUGCUGGAGACCCUGGCCUACAACAGUGAUGUUCCAAACCGGUACGAAAUGUUGGCCCUGGAGCCUUUGAACAAGCUACUUCAGCACAAGUGGGAAUCUUUCAUUAGAAAAAGAUUUCUCAUCAGUUUUUUCUUCCAUUUGAUUUUCAUGACAAUCUUCACAAUCAUUGCUUACAACUGGCCACCAAAGGAUGAGCCUCUUGUUCCAAUGACAAUGACCACCAAGGACUUAUUAAGACUUCUUGGAGCUGUGGUCAUUUUGAUUGGUGGCAUUUAUUUCUUCGUUGCUCAGGGCGUUCUCUUCUGGAGAAGACGCCACUCUCUGAAAGGUCUUCUAAUGGACAGCUGCUUCGACAUAUUGCUGUUUGUGCAGGCAUGCGCCAUCCUGGUCUCGUCCGUGAUGUUCUUUGCAAACACGGAAAAAUACGUGCUGCCUAUGGUGUUCGCUUUGCUUUUGGGCUGGAUGAACAUGCUCUACUACACCCGCGGUUGCCAGCAGACGGGAAUCUGCCUCGUGAUGAUACAGAAGGUCAUCUUGAAGGACCUUUGGCAUUUCCUGAUGCUUUAUGUGAUCCUCCUCGUGGGCUUUGCAACAGGUGAGUGUCAUGGCAAGGGGAGGCACAGGUGAGCACAGCCAAGUUAA
Notechis scutatus (mainland tiger snake) is the source of this 1593-nucleotide messenger RNA. The record is from RefSeq and is a predicted model, not a curated record. Lineage: Eukaryota; Metazoa; Chordata; Lepidosauria; Squamata; Elapidae.